GGUACUUUGGGGAUCUUCCUUGCGGCCACUCUCUCAAAGCGAGGGAUCAAAGUGGCUUGCGUUGAAAGGGGGAAGCUCAUUGGCAGAGACCAGGAGUGGAACAUUUCACGGGAAGACAUGAAGGUCUUCGUCGAGAUGGGAUUGCUGUCAGAGACAGAGCUUGAGGAGGUUUUAGUGUCAGAAUUCAAUCCUGUGAGAAUGGGCUUCGAGGGGAUAUCAGAGAUCACCACCACAGAUGUAUUGAACUGUGGUGUCAGUCCCGCGCUCCUCUUGAAAUAUGUCAAAGAGCAUUUCCUUGAAGCUGGAGGGACUUUGCUGGAAGGCGCUGCUUUCAAGGCCGCCACAGUGCACCCUGAGGGGGUGGGUGUGGCUGUGCGAGCCAAGGUGUUGGUGGAUGCCAUGGGCAGCUUCAGCCCCAUAGCAGCCCAGGCGCGGCGCGGCACAAAGCCGGACUCUGUUGUGCUCAUGGUGGGCAGCUGCGCCACUGGACUGCCACCCACAACGUCUGCAGACCUGCUCUGGUCCUUCACUCCCAUUAACAGGAGAUUGCAGUACUUUUGGGAGGUGUUUCCUGCUCGGGACGGCAUCACCACUUACAUGUUUGCCUACACAGACCCGACUCCAGGGCGGCCCAGCUUGAAGGAUGUGUAUGCGGACUAUCUGAGUGACCUGCCCAGAUACAGGGGGAUUUCAGACCUGGAUGGGGUGUCAUGUGUUCGGCCCUUCUUUGGCUUUGUGCCCAACUGGCACGACACCCCAUUAAAGCCCAUCACAUCACGCCUGCUCCACAUUGGGGACUCAGCAGGCAACCGCUCAGCGCUCAGUUUUGCAGGCUUUGGAUCAAUGGCUAGGCAUCUGCCUCGCCUGACGGAGGGGUUGGCUUUUGCUCUUGAAACAAAUCAGACAAGCAGGGGGGCCCUUCAAUUGUUGCAACCAAAAUCACCCGCGAUCUCAAUGACGGCAGCUAUGCAGUUCAGCAUGGGCACGAGGAGCAAUCAAGUUUUUGAUGGCGACUCUUUUGAUCCAAACAUAAUACAGAACUACCUCGGAUCUUCCUUUUAUCACAUGGCAAAAUAUGGGGAGAGCGUUUACAGACCAUUCAUGCAGGUGACCGCCAGCAUCUUUUUGAUGGGGCUAGUAACUCCAUGCUCUUUUCAGGACUACACAUGUUUCUGUUCUAAUCCUUACAUACUGGACUCAUAUCUAGAAUGCUCAACUUGA
This is a messenger RNA of Coccomyxa subellipsoidea C-169, 1221 nucleotides long. RefSeq lists its product as hypothetical. The annotation marks the transcript as partial. The transcript is spliced from 8 exons. The record is from RefSeq and is a predicted model, not a curated record. Lineage: Eukaryota; Viridiplantae; Chlorophyta; Trebouxiophyceae; Coccomyxaceae.